AUGGUCUCCACGGCGGCAUCACCCGUCGCGGGCAUCCCUGCUGCCGAUAUCGAGUCCUUCCAGAAACACCUCCAGUCCUCCAACCGCAUCCUGGCACUACUGGGAGCAGGCCUCUCAGCUUCGUCCGGCCUCCCCACCUUCCGCGGAGCCGGUGGAAUCUGGCGCACCCAUGAUGCCACCACCCUAGCUACCGUCGAAGCCUUCGAGGCAGAUCCAGGGCUCGUGUGGCAAUUCUACUCGUACCGCAGGCACAUGGCCCUCAAGGCCAAGCCGAACCGCGCCCACCUCGCCCUGGCCGAGCUAGCCAAGAAGAAGCCAAACUUCCAGACUUUAAGCCAAAACGUCGACGGCCUAUCCCAACGCGCCGGCCACCCGCGCUCGCAACUGCACCUCCUCCACGGCAACCUCUUCGACGUAAAAUGCAGCUCCUUCUUCUGCCGCCACGUCCAGCACGACAACUUCGCCGACCCCAUCGUCCCCGCCCUCGCCAUCCCCACCAACCGCAGCCGCAGCGCCAGCCCAGCCCAGGACCAGGACCCCUCAGACCCCAGCACCGCCCUCCCGGAGCUCCGCCUGCAAGACCUCCCCCACUGCCCGUCCUGCACGCACGGCCUGCUCCGGCCCGGCGUCGUGUGGUUCGGCGAGGCGCUCCCCAAGGCCACGAUGGCGCGGGUCGACGGCUUCAUCGACGCGGCCGACCGCAUCGACCUCGUCAUGGUCAUCGGCACCAGCUCGACCGUCUACCCCGCCGCGGCCUACGCCGAGCGCGCGCGCGCAAAGGGCGCCCGCGUCGCCGUCGUCAACACGGAGCGCACGGACGCGGUGAGGGGCGAGGAAGGGGAUUGGUUCUUCCAGGGGGACGCGGGCGUCGUGGUGCCCGAGCUGUUGAGGGGGGUGGUCGGGGAGGUGGGGGAGUUUGAGGAGGAGGGGGAGGAGGAGGGGGGGUUGUGA
Diplodia corticola is the source of this 951-nucleotide messenger RNA. Its product is annotated as nad-dependent deacetylase sirtuin-5. The transcript has 2 exons. Gene Ontology annotation, molecular function: protein-succinyllysine desuccinylase activity; NAD+ binding; protein-malonyllysine demalonylase activity. Bases 1 to 951 code for a protein of 316 amino acids. The record is from RefSeq and is a predicted model, not a curated record. Lineage: Eukaryota; Fungi; Ascomycota; Dothideomycetes; Botryosphaeriales; Botryosphaeriaceae.